Molecule: messenger RNA, 6507 nt
Organism: Mesocricetus auratus (golden hamster)
Lineage: Eukaryota; Metazoa; Chordata; Mammalia; Rodentia; Cricetidae
Gene: Emb
Product: embigin
Exons: 9
Coding region: 200-1174 (324 amino acids)
Biological process (GO): dendrite self-avoidance; homophilic cell-cell adhesion; axon guidance
Cellular component (GO): axon; plasma membrane
Molecular function (GO): cell-cell adhesion mediator activity
Source: RefSeq, a predicted model, not a curated record
CUUGGGUGCGCUGGGAGCGUCUGGUGGGAGGAGGCCAGGGCGGUCGUGCCCCUCCCACUCCGCUUUUUCUCGCGUGUCCUGGCCCCGGGACUGGCAGUGGGCGCCCGGUUACCAGCAAGUGCGCGCAGGGACAGAUCGGAGACGGAUCACAGCAAACCAAGGGCGAAGCAGCGACCUCCAGGACCGACUCGCCAGCGCCAUGCGCUCACUCACUGGCCUGAGGGCGCUCCUGCUUCUGUGCCUUUUGGCGGCGAUGCGCCCGGAUCCGGCAGAAGGCGAUCCCACAGAUGCAUCUUUUACAAGUCUACCCGUUCGAGAAGAAAUGAUGGCGAAGUACUCAAACCUUUCAUUGGAGAGCCAUAAUAUAUCCCUGACAGAAGGAUCUAGUGCAGCAGUAGAAAAAAACAUUGCUUUGGAAAGGCCUUCUGAUCUGACGCUCAUAUGCCAGUUCACAACAUCUGGAGAUUUGAACUCAAUGAAUGUGACUUGGAAAAAAGACGAUGAGCUUCUUGAGAAUAUUGAUGCUUUCAACACAACUAAAAAGGGAAACACCUUGUUCAGUCAGUACAGGUUCAUCGUUUCUAAUAGCAAACAAAUGGGGAAUUAUUCUUGUUUCUUUGGAGAAAAGGAGCUCAAAGGAACAUUUACUAUCAAAGUGCCCAGCGUUCAUGGAAAAAACAAGCCAUUGAUCACGUACGUGGGGGAUUCUACUGUCCUGAAGUGUGAAUGUCAAAACUGUCAUCCUUUAAGUUGGACUUGGUACACAAGUAAUGGAAGUGUCCAGGUUCCUAUUGAUGUUCACAAGAAUGAUAAGUAUGUUAUAAAUGGAUCCCAUGCUAAUGAAACACGACUCAGGGUAAAGCACCUCUUGGAGGAAGAUGGAGGCUCCUACUGGUGCCGGGCAGUCUUCCCCCUGGGUGAGAGUGAGUUGGAACACGUUGAGCUGGUUGUGCUGAGCUUCAUGGUGCCCCUCAAGCCGUUUCUCGCGAUAAUUGCGGAAGUUAUUCUCUUAGUGGCUAUCAUUCUGCUUUGUGAAGUGUACACCCAGAAAAAAAGAAGUGACCCAGAUAAUGGGAAAGAAUUUGAACAAAUCGAACAGUUGAAAUCGGAUGAUAGCAAUGGUAUAGAGAACAAUGCCCCCAGGCUCAGAAAAAAUGAAUCCAUCGAACAAUGAAUAAAAAAGAACAUUUCACCUUGAAGAUGUACAAAGAGUUUGUAUUUCAGCUUCCUUUCCAGAACAUGCGAUUUUAGAUUUUAAAAGACAAAAACUUCCUCAACACGCAUAGCAGUAGUUUUAUAAACAAUAUAGGCCAUCUCCUACCUAAAGAUGUAUUUUAAUUUUGUAAUUGCUUUUCAUUAAAGCAAGUUUCAAAUGUGUUCUGUGAGCUGUAACCUAGAUAAUUUUAUCCUGGUCUAGGAGAUCAGGGACGGAGAAUAGACACCAGCAAAAUCAGUCAAUAAUCCACAAAUAAAUAUCACUUCAAGACCUGUUUAUUUACCAAAGAAUUUAUGAAAGAGAGAGCUUUUGUCAGUUGUCUUAAAAGUGUUUCCCCAAUCAUGCAUAAUUACCUGUAGAAGUAUUUAUUAACAGUUUUUAUGUGAAGUGUAUCCUUCUGUGGUAUUGAAAGUGUUUUCCCUAGGAAAUAGAAACUGCUUUCAAUAAUGGUGGCUACUCUGCAGUCUCUUCACUGUGAUAUACCUUUGCUCCAUAAAUCAUGGUGUAAAAUAAGGGGGUGCAAAUUAUAUGCUUGCCCACAGUCAGUAUCAACACCGAGGCUUCUCUUCUCGUCUUUAUCACACUCAUUACCACUUUUUCUACUCAAAGCCAAAGUGCUUCUUGGUCUUAAGUAGGACAUUUUUUCUUCGUUCUUUGCCUUGAGGUUUGAACCUCAUGUCCUCCUGGUAUUGAUGUUUCAGAGUGCAGAUCUAUGUGGUCACAGCACGCGUCACGGCUACCUGCAUGCCUUUGUGUGUGGCUCAUCGUUUCUGGGUACCUUUAUUUGCUAUUUGGUUUCUGGUACCAUAGGUGUCUAAAUGUAUAGAAAUGCAUUAUUAUUGCUUUCCAAUACUGAUUUCUCUGACUAAUAACCAGGAGUAUUAGUGUAUUAUUUUUAAGUUGCUGCAAAUGCCUUAGACUCAACUUUAAAAGUGGAAGAAUUUCAUUACAGACAGGACUGAGAUAUUUUAUAAACUCAAUACAACCAGAUUAGUUCAACUUCAAAUGGACAUAGCCAGUUGUCAGUGGCUUCAAAUGAAAUACAAAAAGUAAUGCCUGGAUUGUAGAUUAGUAUCACUGGUGCUGCCAGGUUCGUGUGACACACUGCUUCCUGAGAACAGGAUUAAGGACAAUAAGAAAUAAAGAGGGACCAACUUGGGAUAUGGUAGGAAGAGAAAUCCAUGGUUCUUGAGGAUGGAGGGAUUAGAGGUUGUGUAAAAAGAAUCCACUGAUUAUCAAUGGAAACUAGAAGUACAUGCCUUGUGCACUAAGAAAAGUAUCAAAUUGUGUGGGGAAAAUUCUGUAACAUCUUGACUAAUGUUCACCAAUAUCACUAGCUAAAGCAAUACGUAUAAAAUAGUUAUGGCAGCUGCUUUCUAUUUUGCUGAUGCAACAAAAUUCAGUAUUUUUUUAAUACAUGUUAACUGCACAUGUAGAUUUUACUGAACUAGAAUUCACCUCUUGGUAGUAGAUGUCCUAUUUUUUCCCUCAGUCUCAUCUAACCACACAUUUGUUUUGCUUUAAUUCAUGCUUAAUUUGACAAGAUCAUCUUGAUGAGCUCAUGGCAACCAGUAUAAUUAGUGUAAACAUUUUGAAUUCAGAGAGCAAGUCCCACUCAAAACAGUGUAACUGAUUGGAUACAUACAAAACCCCAACAAGUAACUUUGCUUGCAGGAUUCAUCCAUUUGCUUUGCCACCACUAACUUUCUAUGUUGAAAUUGUUUUCCUUAAAAAAAAAAAACCUACCCAAAGGGAAAAUAAUCUGAAAUACUUAUAAAAUAUAAGUUAUCUCAGUAACUUCAGGUAGAAAAAGUUCUCAAAUAUUUUUGAUUUUUGGCAUUUCAGGGUCUCUCUGGAGUAGUUUUGGAAAAUGAUUCCAUCCCUAUUAGAUUAAAAUGAAACGAUUCUACUAACUAGCCUCUUGGAGGCGAUGAAUGGAUUGUCUAAUUACCAAUUGUAAAUUGACUGGGGAAAAAAAGGCGAAAUGAAACAGGAAAACUACCCUGACUUUAUAUAGUAAAUACCUGGGAGAUUCCAUUCAUCUUUCCAGUUGAUGGGUCUUCAACAUAAUAAUUAGUUGUAAUGAUGCCAUAGAAUUUCCAGAUAAUCUUAAUUUCAGUUUACAUUAAAAUAUGUUUCCUUUUUCAAUUUUUCUUUUUUUCCCUAGCUAACUAGUCCUUCAGGCUCAAAUCUAAAAUUGUUUAUGAUGUUUUCUAUAUUGGCUAGGAAUCUGUCCCUUUUCCUCAGCCUGUUAUUAAUCCUGCCAGAAGCAACUCCACCUCACCUUCACCAUCUGCAAGGUUACAGUGUAGGUUUCCCUACCUUGGCCUCAUUGUCCAUCUUCCCAUUUUUCACGGUGUUUCUCAGUCUUUCUAAUUAAACAGAAGAUCUCAUGUGUCGUGUCAGGUUUGGGGCCAAACCUUAUGCCAGCUCAUCCUUGCCCAUUUCUUAGUGUUGCACUUCACCUCGUUAGCAAACUCCCUCCAUUGUCUUGGAUUAGUCCUGAAUGUGUCUCUGAUGUUUCCCCCAUCCCAUUAAUUCAACGUUAGCCUUCAGUAUGUUCAGGUUUAGGAGAAACUCAUAUCGGUGAAGUAGGGACUGUCUCAUGUACUCACAACUCCGUGUUUCUUUGUGGUUGGUUUCCUUUCUGGAUUCUGACUUUCAGUUCUGUGCCCUGGAUUUAGUACAGGGAGAAUGUUAUAGGUGGUGUGAAAUGUGUAUACCUAUUUUUAGAAGACCAAUUUUAAUUGUGAGAAUUAGAAUUGCAAAGGAAAAUUUAGAAAAGCAGGUUAUAUAAAUUCUUCAACUGUUGUACAGUGUACAUCACACCUAUUCCGAUGGGUUUUACUUCCUGCACCCCUUAAAAAUUACAUGGUCAUUAUGCACAAAACCCUAAUUUUUACCCUUUAUUCAAUAAGGUAACACAUUGGCUCUAAGUAUGGAGGAUUUUAAUGAUUAUAUUUCCUUGUAUGUCACAGAACUGGCAUUUGUGGUCACUCCACUAACAUACCCAUUCCACUUUGCCAAGUUUUGUACGUCUUUGAACAUCUCAAUUUUAAUAUUAACAGCUGCGUGUUACAAAAAGGCUUAUUGUUAUAUUUUGAGCAUUGAAAGCAUACUUUUCAUCGAAUUGAUCAAAAGAAGGAAAAGAAAAAUAACCCUGUCAUUCCUACCUAUUUGUUUCUUUCUGGUCCUCAUCUUUGAGGAACUUAGUUUUUUUCCUGUCAGAUUGUUUGCCUUAUGGUAAACUUCCCCAUAUGAAAAAGGCCCUUUGUCAUUAAGCCAAUCUGGUUCAGCUCCAGAAAAGGUGAGCCCAGGUAUGAGCUCCGGUGUUCAUAGAACGGCGUGAUGACCUGCCGUAGUGUGCAAUGAGAUUUUUUUUUCUCUUUUUGCACUGAGAUAUUUAUAGAAUAGGUAAAAGUGAAAGACUUGAUUACUUUGGAAUUCUAAGUUACAACACUUAGGCACUUACUACUUUAAUGACAGCUUGCUACUCUUGAGCUUAUCCUAGUCUGUCACAGCGAGAAAGACACAUAAACUGUAUCCCUCUUUAUUUGCUCUGGAUCUGACAGUGACUUGAACGGGUUACCAGUCAAUUCCCCACAAAAGACUCAUCCUGUUUAUUUAAUGCUAGCAACUGACAUCUGUUGAACGUGGCACGCGUGCUAGGCACUCAUUUUAACACAUGCUGUGAAGUGUCCUGUUUAAUCCUCAAUCCAUCUCAUGUCAUAAAAACAGUCCUCUGUCUUUUAAUCAAUGCACAAACUCCAGGUCAGAGACCUUAAGGAAACCACGCAACGCACCCCCCCCCACACACACACAAUUUAUCCUCGUCUGACUUGACCUACUUUGUUCAACAUCUCUGAACGGCUGGUUGUAUACGUCCUAGAAAGCGAGGCCAUUGUCAGUUAUCCUCUGUUUGAUUUUUGCGACAGGGUUUCUCUACAUAGCUUUGGAGCCUGUCCUGGAGCUCUCUGUAGAUGAGGCUGACCUCUGCCUCCUGAGUGCUGGGAUUAAAGGUGUGCGCCACCACCUCCCGGCUCCUUGUUUUAUCUGUUUGUUUUAAAUUUCACUCUUAGGUGAUAAGUCAUAGCACAAGUUCCAUAAUCUUACUGUGGUUGGGACCCACACUUUGCCGUUCUUGUGUCCCUGUACUGGUGCAUCAACACAUACUUAUGACUUUUUUUCUGGUUGUAUUUGUCAGUAGAGAAGAAUGACCAUAAAAUGUAUCCUCCAGACACUGAAAAUGAAAAAAAGCUGCUAUGUAUAACUUCACCCAGACAUGCGGAAAGCAGGCCCUCUGGUUGCUCACGUUAGCGCCUGCAGAGGAAGAGGCUGCUCUGUGGGUGGUCUCACAGGCAGCAGCAAGCUGGAAUGAUUGACAGAAACUUUCAAGGAAAUAAGGCAGUUUUAGCUAAUGCAGGGAAAUCACCAUUUUCAGUCAGUGUCAGGUGAGUGCCACUGGGGAGACGUUGCCUAUAAAGCGUCAUUUACUCAGCUUUAAGUUUUACUUAAGUAUCUUAGUGUGACUGGUGUGCUCGCAUUCAGAAGUUGGAUGCAGGGGUUGUAAGAGAAGUUGUCGGGGAAGACCUUGCUUCUGCUGCUACGUGGAUGAGCAGGCCAGUUCCCUUGGAUUUGUGAACCUCCUACAUCACGUGGUAUACCAGCCAUGUUUGUGUGAAUCCAGUGAGUCCGGAAUGACGGAUUAUGCCUUUAUUAUCAAAUUUGCCUGUGAAAUAACUGAAAAUCACACAUGAAUAGAAUGGACAGAGUACUUUUAGUCCCACACACGCUUUAUAGUCUGCAUUUCUUAUUCCUUUGUACCUCAGUGUGAACCUGCUAUGGAAACCUGCCCAGAGUGUAGGUUACAAAUACUGUUUUUGUCUGGUGUCUUCUGUUUUAAAGCAUUUUUUUAAUUAUACAAUUCUCACUUCAGAAAAUUAGUACACUAUUUUUCUAAAGUUUAUUGGUAAGUUGUGAAAAUAAUAGAUUUAUUGCAUACAUAGUUAGCUGUAAUGCUACUUAAUGUUACAAAAAGAAUAGCUGCUUAUAUUUUUUACCCUUUAAAAUAGAUAUUUGACCAUACAUGUUUAGUUUUGCUUAAAUCAAGGAUCAAUGAUUAUAUUUUUAAUAGUUGAGUUUCUUUUACAUGUGUGUUUAGAGUCUCAUCGCUGACUUUCUACAUUAUGUAACACAAAAAUGUCAAUACAGGAACAUUGUAAAAAUUUCCAUGUUGCAUAUAGAGUUAACAUGCAAUGAAACUCAAUAAAAUGUCCUCAGUGGAAGACUAA